AUGCCAUUAUUGUCAAUGCCGCCAUCAUCACCGCAUAGUUCUGAGGGCUCUCUUCAUGCCAGCACAAAUGAUACACCUGAAGUACCUGAUAAAUGUACAAACAUACAAGAUAUAGGGCGAAAACAAGAGAUGCAGAUGUAUGUGAUGGCACUCGACAGAAUUGAGACCGAUGAUGACGAGCAGGAUAAUCUAUUCACCAUGUACAGCAUCGACUCCGUGUAUUCAAGCUAUCUUGCAGCACGGAAUCGCGUCCACCAGUACACCAAACUCUUGAUGCUCUUGAAGCGCAAGGAAGAUGCAUGGGCACAAAGAGCUGUGAAGGCAAGCUAUCUAAUGCCGGAGUACAAGCCUGCAGGAUGGAUAGCCUAG
Suillus subalutaceus is the source of this 369-nucleotide messenger RNA. RefSeq lists its product as uncharacterized. The transcript is spliced from 2 exons. The coding region runs from base 1 to 369 and encodes 122 amino acids. NCBI's taxonomy places the organism in Eukaryota, Fungi, Basidiomycota, Agaricomycetes, Boletales, Suillaceae. The record is from RefSeq and is a predicted model, not a curated record.